Molecule: messenger RNA, 519 nt
Organism: Macrosiphum euphorbiae (potato aphid)
Lineage: Eukaryota; Metazoa; Arthropoda; Insecta; Hemiptera; Aphididae
Source: the annotation of a GenBank genome assembly
AUGGAAGAUGAUGGUAUAAUACAAUUUCAAGGUAAACAAUUUGUUUUUAUUCCCGACAAUAAAAUGUUUGUUUGUGUUACUACAGAACAAAAUCUUACUUUUAAGACAAGUAAACUAUGCGAACAAAUUAUUUUUAAAAAAUUAUUGGUUCUUAAACUACAUUUGGAUUUUGAAAUCGGUGCCCAUGAAGCGGCAAAAGAAGUUUUCCCUAACAUCGAAAUAGAUGCAUGUCGAUUUCACUUAGGACAGUGUUGGUGGCGCAAAAUUAAUUCUGAAAAAGAACUUCGUUUGGCCUACACUAAAAACUCCGAUUUGGGAAAAUGGUUAAAACUUUUUUUUGGAAUACCAUUUUUACCUUUUCAAGAUAUCCAAAAUGCGUUUGGUGAACUCAUAUCAAUUUGUCCCGAUUUAUAUAUUGGAUGUUUGUUUUCUGACUACAUUUUAAAUACAUACGUGGAGAAUGGUUGUUUAUUUCCACCGGAAAUUUGGGCACAAGAGCCAUCCGAAAAUCCUCGAUAA